AUGAGGAGAGCAAGAGAAAAAUUGAAGAAAGACCCAGUAGCGUUAGAAGAAAAGUGGAAGAAAGAUAGAGAGUACUACCAUAGGAAAAAAUCGCAAGAGGAAAUGAAGACAAUAAAUGAUUUAUCAGAGAGACAGCAGAGACAACUAAGAAACAAAUGGAGAAAGGAUGCAAAAUUACGUAAAGACAGACUGAAGUUACUAAGAGAAACUGCACGAUUCAUAGAUGAAAACCCCUCCAACAAGUUCAGCCAAUUCAUUAUCAUCAAAAUUUACUUCCCGGGCUGCAGCAGGCCGGGCUUGUAUUCUUACAGUACAAACUUCUUCUUCUUCUUAGAGUUUAUCCCGUCUUGUGACGGGGUCCGCUUUCCGUAUCUUCUUCUUCCACUUCUUACAGUAAAAACUGCUAAAGCGAAGUGGAAAAAAUUGCGUGACAAUCAUCGUGACGCAAUUAAAAGACAAAGUUCUACCAGAAGUGGUCAGGCGGCAAAACAAACCUGCCAAUGGAAGUAUCAAAAAGUAAUGGAGUUUUUGCUACCACAUAUGCAAAAUAGAAAACGAUACUCUUUCAGGAAUGAUUCAGAAUCGAUAAGAAGCCCUAAUCAAGACACUGAUACACAAAUGUCAGCCUCGUCAGUUACUACACACGAUCAACUCCGAGUUAAACAAAUUCUUACAGCAUCCGAUAAUUUAGAUGACUUGGGUCAUUUUUUUCUCUCCAUGUCGAAGACAUUGAAAAAAAAUCCUAAUUAUUUACAGCUUAAAGCUUAUGGCUAUAAAUAAUGACGCUAGUGUUGCUACACCUCUUUCACAUGCGACUCCAUCUACGUCUCAAGCUCAAGGUGAGUCAUCUUCCGCCUGCACCGAUGGUUUCACUCAAUUUAUACCAGCAACUCCUGUUCCGAAUA
Molecule: messenger RNA, 905 nt
Organism: Helicoverpa armigera (cotton bollworm)
Lineage: Eukaryota; Metazoa; Arthropoda; Insecta; Lepidoptera; Noctuidae
Exons: 3
Coding region: 1-780 (259 amino acids)
Source: RefSeq, a predicted model, not a curated record